Molecule: messenger RNA, 6278 nt
Organism: Polypterus senegalus (gray bichir)
Lineage: Eukaryota; Metazoa; Chordata; Cladistia; Polypteriformes; Polypteridae
Gene: cdkl5
Product: cyclin-dependent kinase-like 5
Exons: 20
Coding region: 329-3574 (1081 amino acids)
Biological process (GO): protein phosphorylation; regulation of dendrite development; positive regulation of axon extension
Cellular component (GO): nucleus; dendrite cytoplasm
Molecular function (GO): protein kinase activity; ATP binding
Source: RefSeq, a predicted model, not a curated record
AGGGGUUUGGUUACUGUUGCUGCUGCAGCAAUGAGAACAUCAGCGAGAGAGGAGGCGAGGGGAAUAAGCCUGCAACGUUAAGAGCGCUGAGCAUGCCUCAACAUGGACUCUGUUAUCAUGUGUGACAGAUACAGUAAAGGCUAGGGCCGAAUGUACUGGAUACUGAGUAGACUCUUUUAAGAUCUAGAUACUAAGAACUGCUAAGUAUGAAGACACUCCAAGCAGUCAAAGUGAUUUUUUCAAAGGCAACUGGGCCCUGGUUACUACAUUCCUAACACCCAACACUGAGCUGUGCUUGUGGACGUUAUUGCAGCUGGAAUUUGUAUUCAUGAAGAUUCCUGACAUUGGUAAUGUGAUGAAUAAAUUUGAGGUCCUUGGGAUUGUAGGUGAAGGAGCCUAUGGUGUGGUAUUAAAGUGUCGGCAUAAGGAGACAAAUGAAAUUGUGGCAAUUAAGAAGUUUAAGGACAGUGAAGAAAAUGAAGAGGUCAAAGAGACAACGCUUCGGGAACUUAAGAUGCUUCGGACGCUGAAGCAGGAGAACAUCGUAGAAUUAAAAGAAGCCUUUCGCAGACGAGGGAAGCUCUACCUGGUGUUUGAAUAUGUAGAAAAGAACAUGCUAGAAUUGCUUGAAGAGAUGCCAAAUGGAGUUCCACCAGAAAAAGUCAGAAACUACAUUUACCAGUUAAUUAAGGCCAUUCACUGGUGCCACAAGAAUGACAUUGUCCACCGUGAUAUUAAACCUGAAAACCUCCUAAUCAGCUACGAUGACAUCCUUAAGCUCUGUGAUUUUGGAUUUGCUCGAAACUUGUCAGAAGGCAGCAAUGCUAAUUAUACGGAGUAUGUGGCCACACGAUGGUAUCGUUCUCCAGAGCUGCUCUUAGGAGCUCCUUAUGGCAAAGCUGUGGACAUGUGGUCUGUAGGAUGCAUCCUGGGAGAGCUCAGUGAUGGGCAACCACUUUUCCCAGGUGAGAGUGAAAUCGACCAGCUAUACACGAUCCAAAAAGUACUUGGACCAUUGCCACCUGAACAAAUGAAACUUUUCUACAGCAACCCUCGCUUUCAUGGCUUACGGUUCCCAGCAGUUAAUCAUCCACAGACUCUAGAAAGAAGAUACUUGGGAAUCAUUAGUGGUGUCAUGUUGGAUCUUAUGAAGAAUUUGCUGAAGUUAAAUCCAUCAGAGAGAUAUUUGACGGACCAAUGUUUAAAUCAUCAUGCCUUUCAAACGCAGCGGCUACUGGAUCGCACUGGGGGCUCAUCACCUUCACGCACGUCCAAAAGGAAAUCAUAUCAUGGAGAGAAUAAUGCCCCUUCAAGCAGGAGCCAUGGUAGUAAAAGUGGAGGGCUACAGUCUCACCACAGAUCGAACAGCAAGGAUGCUCAGACUCUAGCAUCCAGCCUGCCCCGAGAAGAACACCAUCAAGCUGCUGACGCCUUUCUCAAUGGUAACCUGCCACCUGCAGCUGCACUCAGUCCCACCAUGCACCCCAAGAACUAUCAGCAGCAGACUCUCAGCCGCUCAGUGUCAAGCAACAAGGACCUGGCCAACAAUAAUUUGCCUCAUCUUCUUAGUCCAAAGGACACCAAGGGAAAGACCGAAUUUGACUUCAACGUGGGAUCCAAAGCUUCUGAAGGCCCUGGAGCAAAAUACCUGAAGUCCAAUAUUCGUUCACUACAGAACAGACAUUCAUUUAUAGAAGGGAAAACGGGAACUCUGCAAUCGGGAGAGAAACACAACCGACAUAGCUACAUGGAUUCCAUGCACAGCUCCAUGCCUCCUCCUUCCAAAAACUCCCCUGCAUACCUGACACUCUCCAAGAGCCACGGAGUCCUCACAGACUCAAAGUCUGUUGGAAAUCUUAGCGAUGCACGCAUGCACCUUGAAGACCCUAAUUCCCGCUACUUCCCGUCCAGCUGCAUGGACCUUAAUGCUCCUACGAGCCCAUCAGCUCCAAGGCAUAGCGACAGCCGACCUGUGAUAAGUCCCUCUGGGCGCACUAACCGAAUAGAGAGUGGCACCCUGGACUCUCGAAGGCCAUCAACCCGACACUCCAAAGCUGUGGAUGAAUUGAAGUCACCUGACCAUGUGGAUGGUGGUGGAGGACACGCUCAUUCACUUUCUGCUCCCCAUGAGUCUUUUCCAUAUGGUCUGGGUUACACUAGUCCUUUUUCAUCCCAGCAGAGACCUCAUAGACACUCAAUGUAUGUCAGGAGAGAGCGACCGAGAAUGCAGGGCAACGAAGGAGGCCUGGUUGUUGGCCAGGGCAUGCAGUCCCGUGCCAGUAGUCUCCAGCUUCUUUCUCCACAAGUACAGCAUCGAACUCUUACAAGACAUUCUGCAGGAUCCUCAAGGGAAGACUGCAGUGAUGAAAUGGCCAGGAGUGACCAGUCUCAAACCGAAGUGAACCAUUCACGACCACCCAUUAAGGAUUCUACCAGGGAUAACACAACGUCAUUCCAUUCACAACGGCAAAAAUCAGACGUGCCGGUCGGAGUUUACCAUGAAUCUCACCCUGACGAUGGAGCAUCAUCAAAGGAAAACAGAAUAAUAUAUACUGACUCUAUCCCAAGAAGGGUUGGAAGUUUUUAUAGAGUUCCAUCACCCCGACCAGAAGCAACAUUCCAUGACAGCGCAGUACAAAGCCGUGUGUCUGCUGUUCCAGGAGAUACUAAUUCAAUGUCAAACCACCCAAAGAGACAAUCUUCUUUUGAUCCUUGGAAAAACUCAGAGAAUGUAAGUGUCAGCCCUCCAGAGCCAUUAAAAGAGAAAGAGAAACAGGGAUUCUUCAGAGCAAUAAAAAAGAAAAAGAAGAAGUCUCAAACGACGGAAAGCGGCGAUGGAAAGAAUCCAAGCAUCAAGAAAUGCCUAUUUCCUCUUUUUAAUUCAAAGAAUAAUAUAAAGCAUAGCUCCUCUUUGAAAGCUCUACCUGUAGUCACUUCACCCAUGGUACCAGGCACUGAUGCUCAAGACCCUCUGCCAGUACAAAAGGCAAUCCGAUCUUCAAAUCACCAGGGCAGCAGACACAGGAACAGAGAUCGAGAUAGAGACAGAGAUCGGGACCGGGACCGAGACCGAGAAAGAGAACGGGACAGAGACCGGGAACGAGAGCGGGAUCGAGACCGAGAACGAGACAGGGAGCGAGACAGAGAAAGGGACAGAGAAAGGGAAUGGCUUCCCGAGAAUAUGACUGAAGCGCAUUCUCAGAGCCAGCCAUUAAAAUCCUUAAGGAAACUUCUUCACCUAUCUUCAUCCUCUAACCACCCUACCACAUCAGAACUGCGCUUCCAGCCGCUGCCUAACCAGCCAUCGAAAUCAGGGUUUGGAGAAGGACGUGGGCAUCCAGGUGGUGGUGGCAGCAGUGGGGUUCCUUCACAAUCCAAGAGCAGGCAGGGCUUCCAGCUCCCAGGACAGAUGGAAUCCAGCUGGCAUGUGCCCCCUUUAAACCGCACCGGAGGUGAUGGGACCCCAUAUUCUGACCAAAUGCCUCCAAAAGGCAGCCAGAAUGGGCAUGGCUUUAGCCGAUCAUCUCGUUCCCGGAUGCCAAAUCUCAAUGAUCUGAAGGAAACAGCCCUGUAGUGAUUACCAUUACUGCUCCUUCCCUUCUAAUGGAAAAUUUCCAAAAUUACACUGUCACGUCUGCUGCCUAGUAGAAACAUUAAAAUAAAAGAAAAGAAAAAAAAAAAUAAGUCAGGUUUGUGAAGCAGGUGUUCCCUUUUCCCCAAAGGCUCACGUUCUAAAUGUAUGUCUUAAUUUUUUAAGCUUCCAUAUUUGAUAGAAUUUGUAUUAUUUAUGAUGUUCUGAUUAUUACUUUCUUGUUAUAUGGUUAUUAUGUCACUGUUAAAAUGGCAAUUUAAAAAAGUGAAAAAAGUGCUGCAGCUUUUGUUUCUAUACAAAAUAUGAAAAACAAAUCUCUUUCCUGUAUAACAAUUAUAUAUUUCAUCAGAGCUCUUUUAUUCUGAAUGUCUUUAAAUAUUUCCCUGGGACUUAAAAACUCAGAUUUGGUGUGAUGAUAUUACGCCAUGCUUUGUUUUUUUUAUUUCACUCCACCUUUUUCUGAUGGUAUUUUCUAACUUGAACACAGUGUCUUAACAUUUGUGGCUUAAGGGACCUGUUUUCUGUCCAGACUGGCAGAUGGGGAGUUUUGUGGCUCUGAAUGGGGAGCUAGGCACUGACAGUAUAAAAUAAGCACAUUUUAUUAGGUGGUUUUAUGGAUGGUGAGGUUCUCAGGAAGACAGAUUAUAAAAAGAGAAUUCAUAAAAUUACCCAGCUUUAAAUAUGCACAAUUCAGUCCAGUUUAUGAGGUGUGACACCUUGUCAGGUCGAUUGUUGUUUUCACAUUUAUAUGGUGUCAGUAUAGACACAUAAAAGCUGGCACUGACGGGACAUUCUUCAUCCUGAACACUGCCUAGAAGUGGUUAACAACAUGGCUACUGAUUUUCAUCAUUUGGUGUUACUGUACUUCACAUAGAAAAAAAAAAAAACAAGCCAAACACCUCUCUAUUUAACCUUAACAGACACACAAACCCACCAAUCAGCAGGCAUUGUGUUAUUAAAUAGUUGAUAAAGUGACCUUCAGGACUACCUGCUGCUUAGAUUCCUCUUAGGGAUCUGAAAAUACAGUAAAAUUUAUUUCAGCAACUGCAUUGUUACACACUUGUGCAGUCAUGUAAAUGAUGUCAAGGGCGGAUGACGCAAAACAGAAUUCAGCAUGGCAGAUAAAGCAGGAAAGUACUUUGCUUUUCUGUCCUACUAUGUGGACUGUGCUUCAAGAGGUUAAAAAAUGAGCAAAACUUUCAAACAGUUCAGAAAUAUCCAAUGAUUACUAUACAUUGUACACUAAUUUAUUGUGGUGUCCUAAUACAACUACACUAAUGUAGAUUUGGGGUGUGCGUAACCAGUGUAUGUUCUUUAUAGACAAAAAAAAUAUUUUUAUAUUACAGAAACCCAAUUCUUAAUAAAAUAUCCAUUCAUCUAUCCUUUCCCCAAACCAACUUUCUUCAUUUCAAGAUCACAUAGGGAGCCCGUGUCGACUGCAUUCCAGGACCAGGACCAAUCAGGCACCCAUUCAUCUUAACCUGGCACUUAGGGGGGCUAAUUCCAGUCAUCAGUCAGAGAAACGUGCACAUCUUUGGAAUGUGAGACCGAGGUCAGCGGACCCCCCUUGAGUAUUUUUUACAAGUUCUAAUAUGCAAUCCAUUGUUGCAUGGCUGGGUGUGCAAAGGCAAAAAUCAUACAUGAAUAUUAAAAUUGUGGCCAUCUGUUUGUGUGACCUGGUAGCACAUUAUUCUGCAUACUCUCUUGCUCUCCCUCUUCAUAUAUAAAAUAUAUAUAUAUAUAUAUAUAUAUAUAUAUACAGUAAAGAGAUUUAUAUGGGGUAAUGAUCCAUAAAUAAGUGCCUAUUAAAUCCUUCCAUACUGCUUCAUAAUCAUGUUUCAGAUCAUGGGGGUUAAAGUCUAUUUAAACUCAUCAAGCAGAACCAAUCCUGGAUGGGGCACCCAUCCAUCUCAGGCCACACUUUCACUCACUCGUGCAUGGCCAGUACAGAUUCGCCUAUCGACCGCAAGUUUGAUGGAAGGAGGAAAACCCAUGCAGUUACAUGUGCAAACUCCACAAAGAUAAUUGCGCAGGUCUGGCUUUGAACCCAGAGCUGUGGAGCUGUAGGGCUAACCACUAAACAAGCGCAGUGUCUAACAGUGCAGUUGCUAAAUCAAAGUGGGACUAGAAACGGGUGACACAAGAAGAACCGUCCGAGAACUCAGUGUCCAGUGUUGUAGGCCCAUCUGCUAAUGAAGUGACCUGUUUGUGACACACAUUAAAGGUCGUGUUCAGACUUGCUUUGUUCAGCUGCUCUUUUUCCCUUUUUUUUCUUACAGUAAAGCAUGGAUGUGGUUUGAGGGCAGAGAAUCACAUUUGUGUCUUAAAAAAAAGCCAUGUGAGUCCAGAGCACAAUAAAGUGUAUGCUUGUUCCAGGUUGAGCUUAUCAGCGAUACAGGAGUGAUGGACAUGUACUCCAGUUUCUUUUAUUAUUAUUUUAGAACUUUUUUUGAACAUAUUUGCAAAAAAUAUUCAUUUUGUGUUAUUUCCUUAUUUUGCUUUUCUAAGCAAAAAAAAAAAAACAAACAACUGAAAUCUUAUUUGGAAUGAAGUGGAAUAAUGUGAAAAGCAAUGCGUGAAAAGAUUUUAUUCACUCUUGUUGAUGGGUAAGAUUUGGAAAGAUAACUGGAACUGUUCAGAGAAUGUUUGUUAUCAUAAGAUAAUAAUAAAUCAAGUAAUAUCUCUA